UUAAAAUGCAUCCGUUUCCGGUCGAGAAAAAGGAACUGCGAACUACAGAGGAUGACCGCUACGAAUGCAAUGUGGAGGCCCCCUCGAAUGUGUGAUGAUUACUGGAGUGAAUUCAAGCACUGCAAAAGCCUUUGGAAUCGAUUUUACCAGUACUACACUUUUGGUACGGUCCCAGCCUGUCAGCAGUGGAAGGAGGACUACAAAGCUUGUCGAGAAUGGGAGAAGAGACAUAAUGCUGAGGCCAAGGAACUGCUACAGCAGAGUGAAAGAGCUAGGGUGGCAGCACAGAGCAAGUUUGCCCCAGUGUGGAAACUCCGACAGAAGCCCCCUGAAGACUGGCAUUUACCUCUGAACCAGGAAAAGCCCCAGGAACCCUGAAAUCCCAACAUACGACUGGUGCCAAUAACGGUCAACUGGACCUCCCAUUUGCCUAUCCUGACUUUACCAUGUAGAUUGUACAUGGUUUAUUUGGUGAAAACUUGAGCAAACAAAAAAGAAAAAAACCUGUUUGUAUGCUGUAUGUUCCAAAAAUUUUUCCCUUUCUUUUGUAAGUAUCAUUUAUUCAUAGUGCCUUCAGUGAUACUUUUUAUUUACUUCAUCCAUCCCGUAUACCAUUUACCCAGUAAAGGGCCGUAUACAAUGUGUUUUACACGGAACAGGUAAAUUGUAGUAGAAUGUUAUUUCUUUGCUGCAUAGAAUCCAUGGACUAAACAUUGUAUUAUGUGCUAAAAAAGUAAAGUCAAACAUCAGUGUAAUAUGAAACAUCUUUUUUGGUAUAAGUGUCUAUACUUAUGAUUCUCUAGGUCUGCAGGGGGUGACAUCUAAGCCAACCUAUUUGAAGCUUUAGUAAGAUUCAUACAUGCUUAAGCAACCCCCCUCCAAAAAAAACAUACAGUUCAGUUCUGCCCUGCAUUUUUUAUUACUUAUUGCACAUAAACCUUGGUAAUAUCAUUAUAUUUGCCUUCUGGUGCUUGGUAGUUUGCUAUUGGUGGAGUGUGGCUGGGUCCCUGGUUUUGGAAAGGGACAAGCUGUGGGUCUCGUUGGAUGGCAGCCUGAUACAGCUCCUCUGACUCCAGCCGCAGCUCCUUCAGUGCUUCCUGUUGUGCAUCCAAAGCCUGGGCAAUAGCUGCCAUCUCUUCCAUGUGCUGAGCCUGCUUGUAGCGGGCCCAGUCCUUCAGCAGCAGCGCCCUGCGCUCGCUCUCCUCUGACAACAGCUGCGGUGGGGAACGCACUCUGAAAAAUACACAUGCAGGACAUAGAACACUGCAUGUACUCAGAAGUCACUUAUCAACAAGAUAAACAUUUAGAGAAAUAAAGAGAAGUGCACUUGU
Molecule: messenger RNA, 1331 nt
Organism: Brienomyrus brachyistius
Lineage: Eukaryota; Metazoa; Chordata; Actinopteri; Osteoglossiformes; Mormyridae
Gene: c2h22orf39
Product: chromosome 2 C22orf39 homolog
Exons: 3
Coding region: 52-378 (108 amino acids)
Source: RefSeq, a predicted model, not a curated record